AGCUUCAAUCAGACGAUGGAGUCAAAAGCAGAUCUGUUCAUCUUUCAUCAUCCUCAUCUGCGACUCACGGUACAUCUGUGACUCCGGCGAUCAUCCUCGUCAUUCAUCAUCUGAAAUCCUCACCAAUCUGAUUUUGAGGAGUUCUGCCGCUCGAAGAAAUCCUUUCACCGAUCUGAUUCUGGUGACACCGAUCUUCAUUUCCUUUAAGUUCUAGUUUCAUUGUUAAUGGUUCAGAUUCAUGAUACUGUGUCGAAUUGCUAGGGUUACGGAAGCUAGAAGUUGUGAUUUUGUUUUGUUUGUGUUUGUGUUUGAUUAACUGAUUGACUCUGUUUUUUUUCGUGCUUAAUUGUGUUUUGGAAAGUGAAAUUAGGAUUACUGAUCUGAUUUUAAUUUUAGGUUUUACAGAAAUUAGAGCUCCUGAUCAUGUGUUUCUUCUUGCAUGUUCGUAUUCAGUUGUGUUUAGGAAAGAAAUUAGGAUUAGUCAACUAUUAGAUUCACUGAUCGAAUUACAAUAUGAGGUUUUAUAGAGUUCAUGACUCUGUUUUAUAUUUUAUGUGUUCGUAUUAAGUUGUUAUGAACAAUGCUGCAUCUUGUUAAUUCUGCGAUUUUAGAACCAAUUUAAUUUGGAAUCAUGUUGUUAUGAAUGAUGUUGCAUCUUGAUAUGAUGAAUUUUGGAUUGAUUAGGUUAAUUUUGGUUUUUAUUGCGAGUUUUUGGUGAGAUUAGGGUUUGAGAUCUACGAUUUAGGUUAUGAGAUAUGGAGAGGGUUUGAGAGAAAAUGAGCACAGUAGUAAACAACUUUGUGAUCAGAUGGGUAAUCUUCUUACUAUGGUAUGUUUUUCAGUGAUUUUGUUAAUGGGAAUAGGAAGUUUUGUUAUGCAUGAUUGCAUGCACUCUAGAUGUUUGUUGAAAUGCCAGUGCUGAAUUUUUUAGUUUGUUAGGGUUCUUUUGGUUCAAGUUCUUGAUUAUUGAAGCUUGAUUGUUUAUGAUAUUCCAACUGCCCUUUAACACACCUUGGUGUUUACUAGACAGUAGCCAAUUGUGGCAUAAUUUUCAAGAAUUAGCAAUUGAAGCAAGUUAUAAAGUUUAUGCUUAUAAAAUAGUUAUCAGCAUAGCUAUCAAAGGCGCGAAGCGCACUCUAGGCACAUAGGCACCAAUUUGGGCCUAGGCGCCAAAAGCGCCUACAUCAUUUUGUUACGGCGAAAGAUUCUUUUGUUUAGGAAGAAAUUUAUUGAUGUCGCGAUUGAUAGCUACAAAAUGAUGUACCAUAGUUUUUAAUGUGUAGUUUGUAGCUGUGGGUGUGAUCGGUUUUGGCGUGUGGAUUAGCACUCAUCAUGAUGGUUGUAGAAAAUAGCUCACUCUUCCGGUUUUGGGUCUUGGUGCUGUAAUAUUCGUGAUGAGAAUAUCUUUGAAUGGCAAUUUGCAAUUAGGGGGCCAAAUGAUACUAAAUUUGAAGUUAGGUGCUUUGGGCUCAUUAUACUACAAGAAAGAAGAACAGCGUGAUCUUGCAGUUAAAUCUCGUGAAACUGCACCGAAGUUUGGUUCUCCUGAUCAUCAAAAGCUCAUUGAUGAGAUUCACGAGUACAUGAUCAGUAAGGCAUCUCCGGUCCCUCAACCUAACUCCCUGGAAUCUUCAGAACCACCAGCUGCCGCCACAGAACAAUCCUGUGAAACACCGGUUAGUCCUGCUAACACUAAUGCUAUCACAGAGAUAACUGAGCACGAAGAACAACAGCAUGAAGUUCCUUUAAACGAGAACCAAGAAGCUGAAGAGUCAAGGGUGUCAGCGCAGGUGGCUCCUGUUAUACCUCCUGCAACUGUAACGCACCAACCGAUGCUUCAGAAGCCGGCUGAUGACCGCCUGUUCACAAUAGCAGCGGUUGGACUGGCGCUUGCUAUUGUUGUGCUUCUGUUGAAGAAGUUGAUGAAAGCCAGUUUUCUAUGAUUAUGAAAAUUUGAUAAUAUGUAAACUUUAAGUGGUAUUUGAUGUUUUAAGUGGAAUAUGUAUUUUGUUAUGAUAACUUUGGUAUUUGAUGUUUUAAGUGGAAUUUUUUAUAUAAUUGUGAAAAUUUGAUAAUAUGUAAAUUUUAGAAUUGAUACUAU
Molecule: messenger RNA, 2101 nt
Organism: Helianthus annuus (common sunflower)
Lineage: Eukaryota; Viridiplantae; Streptophyta; Magnoliopsida; Asterales; Asteraceae
Product: ubiquitin-conjugating enzyme E2 32
Source: RefSeq, a predicted model, not a curated record